Molecule: messenger RNA, 3693 nt
Organism: Ictidomys tridecemlineatus (thirteen-lined ground squirrel)
Lineage: Eukaryota; Metazoa; Chordata; Mammalia; Rodentia; Sciuridae
Source: RefSeq, a predicted model, not a curated record
GAGUGGGGGGUGGGGCAUUAACCUCGCUGUCGCCCCGUUCGCAUUCACAGGUUGUGGACACCUGGGUGGGCUGCAGUCGUCCUGGGAGUUUGCUGAUAUAUUUAUGUGCACACGCCCUGAUCACCCACCCCCAAAUUAGAAUCUGCUGAAGUUCGGGAACAUGCCAUUGACCCUGUUGCAGGACUGGUGUAGGGGGGAGCAUUUGGACACCCAGAGGUCCAUGUUGAUCCUGGGAAUUCCUGAGGACUGUAGUGAGGAUGAAUUUGAAGAGACUCUCCAGGAGGCUCUCAGGCAUCUGGGCAGAUAUAGGGUUAUUGGCAGAAUGUUUAGGAGGGAGGAGAAUGCCCAAGCCUUUCUACUGGAGCUUGCACAAGAUUUUGACUAUGCUUUGGUCCCCAGGGAAAUACUAGGAAAGGGGGGACCCUGGGAAGUGAUUGUAAAACCCAGAAAUACUGAUGGAGAAUUUCUCAAUAGACUGAACCGCUUCUUAGAGGAGGAGAGGCGGUCCGUGUCAGACAUGAACAGAGUCCUUGGGUCCUGCACUAAUUGUUCAGCUCCCAGAUUGGCUAUAUCACCAGAUUUCUGGACCUGGGCCCAGACCCUGGGGGCAGCAGUGCAACCUCUGCUAGAACAAAUGCUAUACCGAGAACUAAGAGUGUUUUCUGGGAACACCAUAUCUAUCCCAGGGGCAUUGGCCUUUGAUGCCUGGCUUGAGCACACCACUGAGAUGCUACAGAUGUGGCAGGUGCCCGAGGGGGAAAAGAGGAGGAGGCUGAUGGAAUGCUUGCGGGGCCCUGCUCUCCAGGUGGUCAGUGUGCUGCGUGCCAACAAUGCUGCCAUCACAGUGGAGGAGUGCCUAGAAGCCCUGCAGCAGGUGUUUGGACCUGUGGAGAGCAGAAAAAUUGCCCAGGUGAAAUUUUGUAAGGCCUAUCAAGAGCCAGGAGAGAAAGUCUCUAGCUUUGUGGUACGGUUGGAACCCCUGCUUCAAAAAGCUGUAGAGAAAAAUGCAGUAUCCCGGAGGAAUGUGAAUCAGACACGCCUGAAACGCAUCUUAGGUGGGGCCACCCUUCCUGACAAACUUCGAGAGAAGCUUAAGCUGAUGAAACAGCGCAGGAAGCCGCCUGGUUUCCUGGCUCUGGUAAAGCUCCUACGUGAGGAGGAGGAGUGGGAGGCCACCAUAGGUCCCGAGAGGGAGAUUCUGGAAGGGUUGGAAAUAGGCCAAAGGCCAUCUGCCAGAGUCGGUGGGGUCAGGGCAGCGCUUGUUCCUGCCCUUGGCAAUACUCUUGAGGCAAGGCCUUCCCAGGGUUCCCGACGCUGGAGGGGCAGAGGCCAACACAGGAGAGGAGGUGUGAUGAGGGCUGGCUCUAGAGGAUCAAGAAAACGGAAACACCACACAUUCUGUUAUGGCUGUGGGGAAGAUGGCCACAUCAGGGCGCAGUGUUUCAACCCCCCCAAUCUGCCCUUGGUGAAGCAGAAGAGACAGGCUGCAAUUGAUUUGGGAAACGGGAGCCGGGCUUGGGACAAGAGCCAUCCCAAGUCCAAGGCCAAGUAGGCUCUGGAAAACAGGGCAACAAUUCUUAUCACAGGCCUAGGAAACAAACAACAGAUUUGAAGAAUGGGCAGAGGCAGCUCAGACAAAGAGCAGAGGGUUUCAGUAGGGAAAAAGGACAGAGCAAUCAGGUCCAGACUGAACCCUGUCACCCUCUACUAGUGGGAAGGGACUCAAAGAACCAAAAUCAGACUUCAUGCAACUCAGUGAGGGUCCAUCACAGGAUCAUCAAGGGGUGCCAGAGUACCAAGCAGGGAGCUGCCACACCCUGCACAUGGGAAUCUCAAGCCUCACACAGAGACCCCAGCGAUACAGAGUAUGAAGACAGUGAGAUGGUGGGCUCUGAUAUGCGUGUCUGCAAUGUCAUCUGGCCACCUCCAAGUUCCUACACUACAGACUCAGAGCUAACGAUGCCAACCAGACACCAGGAUACAUGGAGCGUGGAGGAGCCUGCCCUGGGGCCAUCUGUGUCAGAAGGAGCCAAUUCCUCGGAGGAAGAGCUCCAAGAUAGAGAAGUAAUGCUCCUCAGGGGAGGUCGCAGGGUCCAACCUGUCUUCAGGAUCAUCUACACUGCUCUAGGGGAGCCCCAGGAAGGCAGUACCCUUGAGCCCUUCCGCCCAUAAAGGCCGGGUCUCCAGACCCCAAAGCCCUGGGAGCCCAGCACCAUCCCAGAGGCAGUUUCCUUUCCUGCAGCCUGACAGGGCUGUACGGGCAAGGACACCAAAGACUAAGAAGACCCCCAGGUGGGGGCAUUGGCACCCACUAGGUCAGUGCCCCCAGAGCUGGCUUAGGCGUGAUUGGAUAUAGAAGGCAGCUUUUGCUCCAAACACGAGGAGGUAGGAAAGGAGUGGGAGGAGUAUGAGGGAGGACUUGGAGGGGGGCAGUUUGUUCUGUUUUGUCUGUGCAGGACCACUGGAGAAGUGGAGAGAGCAAGCAGGGAGAAGUGGGGCCUGGCUUGGCAACUCACAAUUCAAGAGCUGCCAACCCAGGGUCAGCCCCAAGCCCUGCCAGCCUAGGGUGGCCAGCCUUGAAGCACUACUCAGCGGCCAUCCAUAGCCUGGAUGAGGGCACCUGAGUACACCUGCCACCUGCACCGGACUGGGAGACGUCGGGGAAGAGAGUCCAUCUCAAGGGUGCCAGCUGCCUGGCUCUCCCAACAGGCAAAACCCCAACCCGAUUCACCGUCCCUGGGGCAGGGUGCUCCUGUCCCUGUCCCUGGAGGCCCACCUUGUCUGUAAGCCCCAUAGUGACCCACCUCAAGCAAACGCCCACCCCCACGCUAGCCACCGUUCCUGUGCAAAGCCGUGAGGUGUGUGUCAACCCCGGGCAGAGGACUGUGCCCUCGCGGCCGGCCACCUCCAGGCCCGGGCACGUGCCGUGAGCUUCCGGGCGAGCCAAGGCUCUGCUCGCUCCUGUCCAGUGUCGUGAGCUCAACCUCUGCUUUCUCAGUGUAGAUCUAGGCCAGCUGCCUGCCUGCCGCUUGUUCUCGUGGAGAUGUGUGUGUGUGUGUGUGUGUGUGUGUGUGUGUGUGUGUGUCUGUGUUCUUAUCUGAGCAGCUCCUCCCAGGAGGCCCUGAGCCCAGUCCCCAGGAGUCGGAGGCGGGAGCCGGCGCGAAGGAUGGACGGCUAGGGCGUGGUGGACGCUCACCCCCUCGGUGAUCAAGACCGCGGCCUCACCUCGGGCAGGAAGCACUGGACCUUAGAUGGAGGGGCAGGGCCAGGGACUGUGCUUGGACGUUCCACCCCCGUUGUUCCUUGUGACUCAGUUUCCUUGGCUUGGGGGGAGGGUGUUCCCUGUUAUGCUUUCCACUGUCCUGUGACCGUUCUGUGCCAGCCAUAGGGCAAGGGCCACCCCACAGCAAGUCAGCCCCUCAGGGAGCUCCCGGAAUGGAAGUGAGUGUUCAAUUGCCAGAGGCCAUUGUCCUGGCAAGAGGCAGUUCUGGGGUCCUCAGAAAGGGAGACUGUGGUGGGAGGACCCCAGCGUGGAGACAGAGGCGGCUCUUCGUCUGCAGCCCCAGGAGGGGGAGGCCCGGGACCUGUGGCCUCGAGUGGUCGUGAAGAGUCCCUUUAGGUGUUGUCAUCCCUUCUCUUCAAUGGUUUCUGUAAAUGUUUCUCUUCAAUAAAUCUCAUGGAUGUUCCAGCCAA